Messenger RNA from Dioscorea cayenensis subsp. rotundata (Guinea yam), 1468 nucleotides. RefSeq names its product GDP-fucose transporter 1-like. The record is from RefSeq and is a predicted model, not a curated record. Lineage: Eukaryota; Viridiplantae; Streptophyta; Magnoliopsida; Dioscoreales; Dioscoreaceae. Gene Ontology annotation, cellular component: Golgi apparatus. Gene Ontology annotation, molecular function: antiporter activity; GDP-fucose transmembrane transporter activity.
GGCCCAAUUAGAAGCCGCCACGUAUGCGGCGUACGAGUAGUUCUUGGCGUCCCCAACGAGUCUGCGAGCAUUUAAAAACGGGUUUUGAAGACGCAGCGCGGAAGAGUCAUUCUCAUCGAGGAUUGCAUGAAUCCAUCGAUUAGGGUUUUCGUUGUCCCCGUUUGGGAUUUUUAGUGUUUCUUUGAUCGGAGAACCAGAUCCUUGAAUCUCCACAAUCGAUUUCUUGGUUGCUCACUUGGAAUCGGUUUUAAGAUCGAUUUUCUCGUAUUUGGAGCAAAUCCUCACAGAUUUCUCCCCACUGGAGAAGCCUCAUUUUGUCGAAGCAAAUUGGUAGAUAGAGAACUUAGAAUCGGGUGAUCUGGUAGUCAUGCCUUCGAUUAAGCUUGAUGCUUCCAAGCAAUACUAUGCAACCAGUAGCCUUGUCUUAGGAUACGCAAUGUGUUCUAGUUUGCUCGCUGUCAUCAACAAAUUUGCCAUCACGAAGUUCAAUUUCCCUGGACUUUUAACUGCUCUGCAGUACUUGACCUCAGCCCUUGGUGUAUGGGUUCUUGGAAAACUGGGAUUUUUAAAACAUGAUCCUUUUACAUUCGAAACUGCGAAGAAGUUCUUGCCUGCAGCCACCGUUUUUACCUUGCCAUUUUUCACAAACACUAACCUACUGCGCCAUGCCAAUGUGGAUACCUUCAUUGUAUUCCGAUCGUUGACACCGUUAUUGGUUGCUAUUUCUGACACUGCAUUCAGAAAACAGCCCUGUCCUUCGAAGCUCACAUUUUUGGCACUUGUGGUUAUAUUUGGUGGCGCGGUUGGGUAUGUGAUGACUGACUCGGCUUUCACACUCACUGCCUAUUCAUGGGCUGUGGCUUAUUUGGUUACAAUCACCACUGAGAUGGUUUACAUUAAGCACAUGGUUACAAACCUGGGUUUGAAUACGUGGGGCUUUGUGUUCUACAACAAUCUUUUGUCGCUAAUGAUGGCACCUGUGUUCUGGAUUUUGACAGGGGAGUAUGCUGAUGUUUUUAUGGCUUUUGGAUCCCGUUCGGAGAAUUGGUUGGACUUUGGUACUUUUGUUGCGGUUAGUUUAUCUUGUAUUUUUGGACUUGCCAUAAGUUUCUUUGGAUUUGCUGCAAGAAAGGCGAUUUCAGCUACGGCAUUUACAGUAACUGGUGUCGUCAACAAGUUUCUUACAGUUGCUAUCAACGUGCUGAUCUGGGAUAAGCAUGCAAGCCCAUUUGGUUUGAUUUGCUUACUUUUUACUCUUGUGGGUGGAGUUCUUUAUCAGCAAUCGGUCACUGUAAUGGGUGGGCCGCCUCCACAGCAUGAUCCUGCAGCUUCUAAGCUGGGAAACAAUAUGGACAACAGUGAUAUUGAAGACAAUAAACAAGGUAUGAGCAUAUCUGGCAAGGGACUCCAGCGUUUGAACUUCACGGCAUUGUUCUUCUAUAGGAGGUGGCAGUAUGUUGUAGCCUAA